This is a messenger RNA of Carya illinoinensis, 1552 nucleotides long. RefSeq names its product probable aquaporin NIP5-1. Gene Ontology annotation, cellular component: membrane. The record is from RefSeq and is a predicted model, not a curated record. Lineage: Eukaryota; Viridiplantae; Streptophyta; Magnoliopsida; Fagales; Juglandaceae. Gene Ontology annotation, biological process: transmembrane transport. The transcript is spliced from 5 exons. The coding region runs from base 146 to 1051 and encodes 301 amino acids. Gene Ontology annotation, molecular function: channel activity.
AGAUUAUAAUUCUAGUGUAGCGACAAUUUUAUAAAAAUCACCGAAUCAUGUAAUUUACAUCUAUCUCGCUUUCCCAGUAUCCAAUCACCCAAAAAAAAAAAGAUCUUCUUUGUUUAUUAUUCAUUAAGGUUACAGAAAUUAAGAAAUGCCGGAACCAGAGGCAGGUACGCCACCGGAGUCAGCUCCGGCUACGCCAGGGACACCGGUGACACCGGGUGGCCCGCUGUUCACAUCUCUGCGAGUGGACUCGCUGUCGUAUGAUCGGAAGUCAAUGCCGCGAUGCAAGUGCUUGCCCGUGAAUGCUCCAACGUGGGGUCAGCCUCACACGUGCUUCACCGACUUCCCUGCACCUGGUAUCUCUCUCACUCGCAAGCUUGGAGCAGAGUUCGUGGGGACUUUCAUCCUGAUAUUUGUAGCGACGGCAGGACCCAUUGUAAACCAGAAGUACAAUGGAGUGGAGACACUGAUCGGGAAUGCAGCUUGUGCAGGGCUGGCAGUGAUGGUCGUGAUUCUGUCGACGGGACACAUCUCCGGUGCACAUCUCAACCCAUCUGUCACCAUUGCUUUCGCAGCACUGCGCCACUUCCCCUGGGCUCAAGUCCCAGCCUAUAUUGCGGCACAGGUUUCAGCUUCUAUUUGUGCUUCCUUCGCUCUCAAGGGUGCUUUCCAUCCCUUCCUGUCCGGCGGAGUCACGGUUCCUUCCGUAAGCACCGGCCAGGCUUUCGCCAUCGAGCUCAUUAUCACUUUCAUUCUCCUGUUCGUUGUCACCGCCGUUGCCACUGACACCCAAGCGGUGGGAGAGUUGGCGGGCAUUGCUGUUGGAGCUACUGUUAUGAUGAACAGUCUCGUGGCCGGGCCAUCAACCGGAGCUUCAAUGAAUCCGGUACGCACUCUGGGUCCGGCAGUUGCAGCAGGAAAUUACAAGGCACUGUGGUUAUACCUGGUGGCGCCCACACUUGGGGCCCUUCUUGGUGCAGGUACAUACACGUUAGUCAAGCUCCGAGACGAGGAGACUGAUCCGCCGCGCCAGGUCAGGAGCUUCCGUCGCUAGGCAUGCAGCACUCGAACCUAGCUAUAUAUGCUUGCCUUUCACGCCGAUCCUGAUGCCGCUGUUGUUGCAAUUUCCUACACUACUUUUUGGCAGUGUUUGGACUUUCAAGUACCAUGAUGUGAUAGUUUGAAAGUAAUAUAAUAAUAAGAAGAAGAAGGAUAGAGGUGUCGUGGGCACCUGAGGAUGUGACCGAAAGUCUUCUCUCUACAGUUGAAUUGAAUAAAAAGGACAUAAUUUCCUUCGUCUGGUGCUUGUCAUCUUUCGGGGGACUCUCUCCUUGGAUGGACCGCUGUGUUAGGUUGGAUUUGCCUGUCUUUGGUUUUUUGGUCUCCUUCGCAAGAAGACCCGACUUGUAAAAAUUAUGCGUGUUGCGUGCCUUUGGUUUUGUUUCCUUCGUGAAAAUACUCUGCGUUUGUUGCUUAUUUGGUGCCGAAAUAAUGUGUAUUAGUAGGAGUGAUUUGUUCAUAUAAUACUAUACUCCUUUGUUGUUUUGUUUGUGUA